Adelges cooleyi (spruce gall adelgid) is the source of this 5229-nucleotide messenger RNA. RefSeq names its product collagen alpha-1(V) chain-like. Gene Ontology annotation, molecular function: extracellular matrix structural constituent. Lineage: Eukaryota; Metazoa; Arthropoda; Insecta; Hemiptera; Adelgidae. The record is from RefSeq and is a predicted model, not a curated record. The coding region runs from base 110 to 5092 and encodes 1660 amino acids. The transcript is spliced from 55 exons.
CGUGAUCCAUCGUAGAUCACUUAGAUCGGAAGGGACGGGAUUCUCGUGUUACUUCAAAGCAUUUGGUACAAUAAGCCGACCGAUUUAUAUUGUUUAAACUAUAAACGCAAUGGUGUCAUGUGGAAUUUCGCCACUUAUACUAAUGCUGUGCUUUUGCAGUUUAAUUGUCAUCUUUGUUUAUCCGGUAUUGGCGGAUUCGUCAAAUGAUAUAAAUCUUUUGCAAGCACCGUACGUUACUGAACGUGAAGGAUUUGUCAUUACUGGUGGACGAUGCCCCGACGACAAGGCUUAUAAGUUCUACGAAAGGACAAUGCUGAGUGUUCAGACUUUGCAAAUUUUUCCUUUGUUCGACCAAUUUCCAUUGGAUUUUUCCGUAUCAGCUACAUUAAGAAUGGACCAAGGUAUCGAAAAAAACACAGUUUUUCUCGUGUAUAAUGAAGUGGGCGACGAACAGUUAGGGUUGACUGUGGGCAGAAACAUACAGCUGCAUUACAAUGACAUGGAACCCCAAGAAGACCACAACAACACAUUUAUAUUUGAAUAUCAAGUCAAUGAUGGACAGUGGCAUACAUUGUCUUUCAGCGUGAAAGGAAAUUCAGUUACGAUGAUUUUAGACUGCGAACAACAAGAUACGCAAGAAUUAAAAAGAAACACUACAAUAAGCAAGUUAGGAAUUACUCUGGUCGGUCAACAGCUCGAUGAGAGGUUUUUUUCGGGUGAUAUUCAAGAGUUAAAGUUUUAUUCGACACCAGAUGCUGCUUAUGAUUUUUGUACCAAUCCUCCCAACAAUAGUUGCAAUAAAACAAGCAUCGUUGAUAACAAUUUAGACAAUUCCGAGAUAACCGAUGAAAUCGAUAAAUAUCCUACAACUUCUUAUUCGUCUAACUUAGAUACCCUUAUGAAUAACUCGAUAAUUCCAAAUUAUGCAAACAAAAAUUAUUCAAUUUCCUCCAAAAAUCGUAUACUAUCUGAAUCUGUCUGUAUUCCAGCAGUUCGUGGAUAUCCGGGUCCACCUGGAGAAUCAGGGCCACAAGGCCCAAAAGGAGAUCCCGGUCGUGACGGUAUAGACGGAUUUACUGGCGUCCAAGGCCCUCCAGGGCAUGUGUUUCUAAUACCAUUGAAUCAGAAUCAAGGAGAAAAAGGUCCCGACAACCAAGUCGAAAUGUUUAAACAAAUGCUUUCACAACACAUGAUGUCAAUGCGAGGAAGUGAUGGACCAAUGGGUAUGACAGGCGUCGUCGGACCUGAAGGACCUCCUGGCCCCGAGGGGUUGAAAGGCGAUUCAGGAGAACAGGGCGAACAAGGACCAAGAGGUGCUCGAGGAAUGACUGGACCCCCAGGUCGUGAUGGUCACAGAGGUAGAUCGGGUAGAGAUGGAGAACGAGGAGUGACUGGACCACCUGGCGUAAAAGGAGAACCUGGUGUCCAAGGAGCCAUAGGAUUAACCGGAGAAAAAGGAGAUCGUGGUUUUCCGGGUCAAGUUGGUGCUACUGGUCCUCGUGGCAAUGAUGGACCUCGAGGGGAUGAGGGUCCUCAAGGCAUAGCUGGUUUACCCGGAGAAAUGGGUCCCAGAGGUUUUUCUGGCUCUCGGGGAUUUCCUGGCUUACCAGGCCCACCAGGAAUAGCUGGAGCUGAAGGUCCAGCAGGUCCAAAAGGAAAUACUGGAAACACAGGGAAUCCGGGCCCUCCCGGACAAGUAGGUCCGCCUGGUCCUACAGGCACUAUUGGAGCACCUGGAGUGUUAGGGCCGCCAGGAAUAAUAGGUCCUCCAGGAAAACCAGGGUUACCAGGUUUACCAGGAGCAGACGGGGCACCUGGCCAUCCAGGAAAUACAGGGCCCGUUGGGGCAAAAGGAGACAAUGGUCUACCAGGAGUAGCAGGCCCAGUUGGCUUUUCGGGAGCACGUGGAGUAAAAGGGGAUAUUGGUGUUCGAGGAGUUGCGGGGGAUAAAGGAGACAAAGGAGAACGAGGAGCUGAUGGCGAAAAAGGAGAUCAAGGAAUUAAAGGAGAGCCUGGAUUGGUCGGUCCACCCGGUCUAGUGGGCAUUGAAGGUCCUGAAGGACCAAAAGGAUCGGAAGGACCACAUGGAGAAAGUGGUACCAUAGGAUCACCAGGAGAAAAAGGUAAACCAGGACCAAAUGGCUUACCUGGAUAUCCAGGAUCACCAGGCGAAAAAGGCGACAAAGGUAAUUACGGGAAAGACGGUAUGCCAGGGGAAAAAGGAGAGCGGGGUAACACUGGAUUGCCAGGAGAGCGAGGAGAAAUAGGACCCCGUGGAUUUAGAGGGACAAGAGGACGUGCAGGAGCUGAAGGAAUUCCUGGACCCAAGGGUGAUACUGGGCAACCUGGAACUACCGGCGCCCCAGGAGAACGAGGAAUACCCGGCGCGGACGGAUUAAGAGGUUUCACCGGCCCAUCCGGAGCUCCAGGUUCUCCAGGUAAAGAUGGACUUCCAGGAUUUCCCGGAGAAAGAGGUCCUCCAGGUGAUACGGGACCGAUGGGCGUUACUGGCGUGCCUGGAGUAGUUGGACCACCAGGAUCAACAGGCGAAGUAGGGUCUAUAGGCGAAUCAGGUCCUUCUGGACAACCUGGAUUGCCAGGAGAAGCAGGAAGACCCGGCGAUGCUGGAAAAGAAGGACUACCAGGGCCAGUCGGAUUACCUGGUAAAUCGGGAGAACCUGGUUCUCCGGGUUUACCAGGAUUUCCAGGAGAUAGAGGGCUGCCGGGAACACCUGGAGCAACUGGAUUGAAAGGCGAUGUGGGACCAAUAGGCCCUCCUGGAUCUACAGGAGACAAAGGCCAACCAGGUGAAUCUGGAAAAGAAGGACCUCAGGGCGCUGAAGGACGUAAAGGACCUCCGGGUACUCCAGGUUUAGUCGGCUCAAAAGGAGAUAAGGGUGAAGUAGGACCUGCUGGCCCUAUGGGAAAUGAUGGAAUAGUCGGAACUCGAGGCGUUCCAGGUCCACCGGGUCCCGUCGGACCACCGGGAGAAGAUGGAGAUAAAGGUGAAAUUGGUGUACCGGGAGAAAAAGGAUUUAAAGGAUCAAAAGGAGAAAUGGGUCCCAUAGGAGCAUUAGGAAACCCGGGGCUCAGAGGAGAACCAGGACCAGUUGGAGCUCAAGGAGAAAAAGGACCGCCGGGUGAAAUUGGAAAGCAGGGUUCCAAAGGGGAAGAAGGGCCCAUAGGAAUAACAGGACCGCCGGGACCACCGGGAACUCAAGGUAUGCCAGGCCCUAUAGGACCAAAAGGUGAAGUCGGUGAUGUCGGCGCUAAAGGUCCGGUCGGGCCACCAGGAGCUCCAGGCGAAAUUGGGCCCAGAGGAUUUAAAGGCGUGGAAGGACUGUUAGGUCCAGCGGGAGCAGAAGGCUUACCCGGUCCUAAAGGCGAACCAGGUAUAACAGGUCCUCCGGGCCCCCAGGGUCUCGAUGGCAAGCAUGGUGAACGCGGUCCGAUGGGUGCAAAAGGUGACGAAGGAAAAGUCGGUCCUCAAGGUUCGAUUGGACCUAGAGGAAAUAUUGGACCAGACGGACCUAAAGGCAAUGCGGGAGUACCUGGAUUUCCAGGAAUACAAGGAGAACCUGGUACACAAGGACCAAAAGGAGACAGAGGCAGAGACGGAGAUGACGGAAAACAAGGUGCUCCAGGAUCUCCAGGUGAUAUAGGUCCAACGGGAAAACCAGGAAUUACUGGUCCGCCAGGACGGACAGGAAGUGAAGGGCCACCAGGACCUCAAGGAAGUUCGGGAUCACCUGGUGAAAAAGGAGACCUAGGAUUACCAGGAGGAGCUGGAUUACCCGGCCCAGUCGGAUUACCAGGCCCUCCGGGGUCACUAGGUCCUCAAGGACCAAUGGGAUCUCCCGGCCAAGCAGGCGAUGUAGGAUUACCUGGUAAACCAGGACAGAAUGGAGAACCUGGGAAAAUUGGAGAACUUGGUCCUCAAGGAGAAAAAGGAGAACGAGGCAAACGUGGACCAAAAGGCCACCCUGGAGAAAUCGGACCCAUGGGCUUAAAAGGACACGAAGGAGAGAAAGGUGACAAGUGCGAAAGAGGAGACAGAGGUGUGGAAGGUCAAAAAGGAGAAUUGGGCCCGAUCGGUGUACCUGGAUCUAAAGGAAAUGAUGGACCGCCUGGAAUCAGCGGAAUAGAGGGCUCAUCCGGUCCUAAAGGUAUCGCAGGAGUAGCAGGAAAUAAGGGCGAACAAGGCCCACCGGGUCCGCCGGGUCCUCCGGGGCCGCCUGGAGAGCUACCGCUGUUACCGCCCGAAUUAGCGGGUUUCCAGCAAAACGCAUUAGCUCGGUGGAGAAGAGAAGUCCUGGAGAACGACGCCAGUAGCGACAGUGGAGCAAAGGCAGCUAACAAGGAGAAUACUAAACCUGGAUCCGGUGACAGCGGUUCUGAAGGGCCAAAGUACAUAGACAUUAUCAGUUCAAUUUACGGCAUGCGCCAGGACUUAGAAAGAAUAAGAAAGCCCGUCGGAUCUCGCGAAAAUCCCGUAAUGACAUGCAAAGAUCUGUUUUAUGGACACCCACAGUUUAAAGAUGGAUGGUAUUGGAUCGAUCCCAACCUGGGAAUGCCAUUUGACGCCGUCUACGUGUACUGCAACAUGAGCAGCGGUGGUGAAACUUGUGUAUUCCCGGACAUCCAUUCGAGUCAGAUGCCGAACAUCCCGUGGCGAAAAGAGGGAGACAAGACGGACUGGUACUCAAACCUGAGAGGCGGCUUUAAGAUCACAUACGAGGCGGUGGGUCCGGUACAAAUGAACUUCCUACGGCUACUCAGCCAAACCGGAUAUCAGAACUUCACGUACACUUGCAUCAACAGCAUUGCUUGGUACAAUUCUAAAGCCGACUCGUUCGACAUGGCGGCCAAGUUCAUGGGAGAGAACCAGGUGCAGUUCACUUCGGAGCCGGGGAUGCCAAAAGUCGAAGUUAAGGUGGACGGUUGCAAGACGAGAAAAUCAAAGAGUGAAACGAUUUUUGAGUUCCGUACUAAUAAACUGAACAACUUACCAUUGACAGACUUCUACCCGGUAGACUAUGGAAUGCCACAUCAAGCAUUUGGUUUCGAAGUGGGACCUGUGUGCUUUAAAUGACGAUGACGAGUACUCUUUUUAUGCCUUUUACUUCUUCUACCAUCAUCUUAAAUAACUAUAAUAUAAUGUACUUAACUGUUGUUAAGCAUCAUUAGUGUGUUAUAUUUGCUUAUAAUUAAAAGUACCUUAUUUUAUAA